Echinostoma caproni is the source of this 1335-nucleotide messenger RNA. Lineage: Eukaryota; Metazoa; Platyhelminthes; Trematoda; Plagiorchiida; Echinostomatidae. The record is from the annotation of a GenBank genome assembly.
AUGCGCGCAGAUGGAGCACAGCUCCGUCAACCGAAUGUGUUUUCUCCGGGGGACGAUUUUGAGUUGUGGAAAGUACGAAUUAGGAACUAUCUGCGCAUGCAGCCGGCGACGGAGCUGCAGUCUUUCAUUAUCGGAUAUCUUUCCGACAACGCAGCAAGACGGUUCCUCAGUUUCUGCCUAACCCCGGACACUGACCCCGAAACGGUAAGCAGCCGAUUAAGGCGGCUAUUUGGCGAAACUACACCGGCCGGCAUCUACCUUGGACGCUUCCUGGAGCGUAAGCAAACCGAGUCCGAGUCAUUACAGGACUAUCUCGGAGCGCUACAGGAACUGGCGCUCCGAGCGUUUCCCGAAGAGGCCGAAAAGAAGGUGUUAGAUCAAUUUCGCACCGGCAUCCAUGGGCUUGAAGCUCGGGUCCAACUACUGCGUCGUCCCCCGUCGACAUUAGACGAAGCGGUGGAGGUCGCCACUAACUUUGAGAUGGUCGAACAAACGAGGGAAUCUUGCAAUGCAUUAACCAUAGGCACACGUCCAAGCCCCGAUCUCAGGGCCCCCGUUCGCUUAGCUCGCAGUCGGGAGCGCAAAUGGAGUACUUCCCGGAAGGACUGCCCGUACUGUGUUCGGUUCGGUCGACGGGCUCAGCGUUGUGGGCACAACCUCCCGAUACAACCCAAACCGCGAACAGGAACGGCCUACCGUGCUCGGGUCCAUUCAUCGACAGGACACUCCCCAGCCCUCCUCCGCCUCGGAAUCGAACUCCGCUUACCCCAAGAGGUACAAUCGCCACUAGCACCAGCCGAAAUGAUCGACAUGAACGAUUUCGUCCGCGGGCUCCAACAGCGCCUCUCGGCGGCUUUUCGCACCGCCCACGAAACUAUUCAGUCCGAACAACAACAUCAAAAAUCGGCUUACGAUCGAGGAGCCCAGGGCCCAAAGUACACUCGAGGGACUCUAGUGCUCUUGUACCGGCCACGCUCUGUACCAGGCACAUCCCAGAGGUUCCAUCAACCAUGGCAGGGACCGUAUAUUGUCAUCCACCAGCGCUCACCCAACGUAUAUGUGCUACGUGAUCCACAACGGCCACAAGCAGACGUACUCACCGUCCACUACAACCGAUUGAAGCCAUACCGCACCGCAAAAUCAACAGAAGUCAUAUCCCCACCGUCUAUAGUUGUUGAUCAACCACCGGUGAUGUACAUGGAAGUACCAGCUGAAGGCGGCGUGGCAACACAGCUUACACCACCAGCGGACACUGAGGACAUUGUCCUUCUUGACAGGGGGUGGGUGAAGGGUAGCCGCAUAUUCGUUGUGAUCGUGUUUAUACCGACUGAUUGA